Molecule: messenger RNA, 1954 nt
Organism: Patella vulgata (common limpet)
Lineage: Eukaryota; Metazoa; Mollusca; Gastropoda; Patellidae
Exons: 12
Coding region: 56-1918 (620 amino acids)
Source: RefSeq, a predicted model, not a curated record
UGGAGAUAAGUUUGAUAAAAAUAUCCGGAGUAUCAAUAAUUUUAUAGUGUUGGAUAUGAAAACAGAUAUGGGAGGAAGACGGAAGGGUUUUAAAGCACGUGUUACACUUGUUAGACCUGAAGAUAUGUGUUAUACUGUGAGUGAUAGAGGCCAGACUUAUCGUGGUAAAGUGAAUUAUGACCGUGAUUUUAGAUCGUGUAUACCCUGGCGAAAAACAACUAAUUGUCCACAUCAUCAAUAUCAAUCAGAACAAACUGGCGCACCAUUAGAAGAUAAUUACUGUAGAAAUCCUGAUCAUACGUUCACACCUUGGUGUUAUAUACUAAACUCAGAAGGCGAAUGUGAACGAAAUUACUGUGAUGCUUGUGGACUGGAAGAUGCAUAUGAUAAAGUGAGGAAUUGUAAGAAACUGAAAGAAGAAGGUUUCUGUUCAAAACCGAAAGAAGAGGUUUUACCAAAAUGUGCGAAAACAUGUUCAGCUGCAGCAUCAAAGGAAAAAUCAAUAACUAUGGUAAAAUGUCCAGCACCGGAAAAAUUAGCAGAUUCAGAUCUUGUCGGCGAACUUAAAUCUUCAUAUUCUGUUGGUGACACAGUUAAAUAUCAGUGUAAAACCGGAAAUGAAACUCAUAUUAUAUCUUGUUUAUCUGACGGAAGUUGGUCACCUGGGAAAUAUGUCUGUGGAGCUUGUUCUACUGGCUGGCUAGCAUCGGGUGGAGUUUGUUUAAAAUACUUUUCACAACCCUUGACCUUUGUCAUGGCAACACAAUUCUGUCAACAAUAUGGCGGAUCUGUAGCAGAUGCCAAGACGAAAGAACAGAUGGAGUUUCUAGUCUCCAUAAGAACUAAAACUUUUACGAUGUGGAUCGGCUUGAAUGAUAUUAAAGAAGAGGGAAAAUUCGUCUGGUCAGACGAGACACCUUUAGUCUGGAACAAUUGGUCUAAAGGCUCACCUAACAAUAAUUAUAAUAUGGAAGAUUGUGUUAUAAUGUAUGGCGAACAACUUGAUAAUACAUGGAAUGAUCAUCCUUGUCGUUCAAAGUUCUACCAGUACUCCUUCACGUGUCAGAACAAACCUUCUAAACGAAUAUUAUGUGUUAAUCGCCGUGAAGACUGUAAGAAGUUAUUACAGGCCGAUCCUAAAAUGUGUGUCUCAAGACGAGAUUUCAGUAGUGAAAACUGUGCUGCCGACUGUGGUAUUUGUAAAACAAGCCAAGAAGUUAAAUCGUGUGAUGUAGUAGCUGCAACACCUAAUGUUAUAUUGGAGACGCAAGAAAAACAGAUACCAACAGGUCACGUGGUGAGAUAUAAAUGUCAAUCAGGAUUUGUUCAAGAUGGCGGCGACAAGGUUCGGUCAUGUAUGGUAGACAAGUCGCUGUCAGGCAAACCACUAGUUUGUAAAUCAUCAGAAAACGUGAUAGAGCCUAGCAACAAUGUACAACUUCAUCGAUUUACACGUAUUGGUAACCAAUGUCAAAUGUAUACCUCUAGCAACGAUAACUUCCGGAUUAAACGAUCAGGGGAGAUAAUGAAGUGGGAAUUCUAUUCUCUCUAUCCUGGUCAGGCGGCUUUAGUUGUGUUUAGACCAACAAAUGAUAAAUUUCAAUUCCAAGUUAUAGGUAUAAACCAACUGGUAAAGUCAUCCGAUGAUAGUUUACAAACACUUGCCAUACCCCCUAACGAGAGGAUUAAAGUUCAGCCAAAUGAUCAGAUUGGUAUCUGGUAUGCGUAUAAACGGGCUGGAAUUCCAUUUGUAUACUGUGACGGAACUGAGCACCCAGAGGCUGAUAAUACACUACAGUUGAAGGGUUACAUGUGUAACCCCAACCAUCUACAAGUUGACAAGGUUUACAGUUUUAACCAGAGAAGGGUCCUGUGUAGAAUAUUUUCACUUAGAGCACAAAUUGGACCUGCAAGUUAAUAUAAAAUAAUUAUCGCCUGUUAAUGUUAAUUUGUU